Molecule: messenger RNA, 1881 nt
Organism: Heterobasidion irregulare TC 32-1
Lineage: Eukaryota; Fungi; Basidiomycota; Agaricomycetes; Russulales; Bondarzewiaceae
Exons: 12
Coding region: 1-1881 (626 amino acids)
Molecular function (GO): aldehyde dehydrogenase (NAD+) activity
Source: RefSeq, a predicted model, not a curated record
AUGGGGUCUCUCCUUUCUUUCCUAAUUCACCCUUUUGAUGCCCUUCAACCAAAACAUCAAGACAAUGACGGCAAUAUUAACGACUUAUUAUACCACCUCACACUAUGCGUAGCCUUCGGCAUAUGGACAGUGGCGAGACGAUACCAGAAUGCUCAAAACAGAGCGAUACCCUUCCGCAUCCCUCCAUUAGACGCAGCAGAGCCGAAAUUCACUGGCAAAAUGAUCUCCAAUGCUACUAUCGAAUCCCACAAAUCUGACAACACCCUCCUUCCCGCCUAUACUCUCCAGGAACGCGAAUAUAUCACCAACUUUGAUCCCGCGACGGGUUAUCACCUUGGGACUUACAUGGCUGACAGCGUUGAAGACAUUGAACAUAAGAUUCAAAAAGCAUCUGUCGCGCAGAAGGAAUGGCGGAGGACUACAUUCGCAGAUCGCAGACGCGUUGUACGUAGUCUGAAAAAAUGGCUGGUGGAACAUCAGGAGGUUUGCGCGCGGACUGCUUGUCGAGACACGGGCAAAACACUUAUCGACGCUGCGCUGGGCGAGAUCCUGACAACAUGUUCGAAGAUGGAUUGGCUAAUUCAACAUGGCGAGCGCUAUCUGCGACCACAGACGAGGAGAACCAACCUCAUGCUCAGUUAUAAGAAGUCGCAAGUGCAUUAUGAACCUUUAGGCGUCGUUGCUGCAAUAGUAUCUUGGAACUACCCUCUGCAUAAUGCCUGGUCACCAAUUCUCGCCGCCAUCUUCGCUGGUAAUGGGGUGGUUCUGAAGUGUUCAGAACAAGUGAUUUGGUCAACGACUUGGUUUGUUGACGUCAUCCGCAAGUGUCUUGAAGUGUGCGGGUUUGAUCAAGAGCUAGUGCAGUUGGCCUGCUGCCUACCUGCCCAAGCCGAAGCUUUGACACAGUCCCCAAUUAUCAAACACAUCACGUUCAUUGGCUCUGAACACGUUGGCCGCGAGGUCGCCAAAGCUGCCACGAAGCAUUUAACUCCCGUGACUCUGGAACUUGGAGGCAAGGAUCCCGCAAUUAUCCUGCCUGGCACUGAAAUCGAUAAGUGGGCCAGUAUCUGGAUGCGUGGAAUCUUCCAAAAUGCCGGCCAGAAUUGUAUCGGUAUCGAACGCGUGAUUGUUCAUUCAUCACAGUAUGACGAAGUCUAUCAGCUAUUGGUUGAGCGUGCGAGCGGCUUGCGCUGUGGCUCCGCGUUGACGGCCGACAGUGUAGGCAGUGGUGUAGAUUGCGGUUCCAUGAUUUCGUCUCAACGCUUCGAAGUCUUGGAACAAAUAAUCACGGAUGCAGGAUCACAUGGUGCAAAGAUUGAGCUUGGUGGAGCUCGUUUGCGCCAUCCAUAUCUCGAAAGCGGGGCGUAUUUUGCGCCAACAGUCAUCGGCAAUGUGACCCCCGAUAUGAACGUUGCUAAACAAGAAUUGUUUGCUCCGGUGGCCGUUGUAAUGCCAUAUGAUGAGAUCGAAGAUGCUAUCGAAAUAGCGAAUGGCACAGGAUAUGGUCUGGGUGCCAGUGUCUUCGGUCCCGACCAAAACCAAUGUUUAGACAUCGCGAAGCAAUUGGAAUGCGGGAUGGUCUCUGUGAAUGACUUUGCAGUUUUCUAUUUAAAUCAAGAUCUGCCCUUUGGAGGAUUUAAAGCCAGCGGUUAUGGGCGAUUUGGUGGGCCUGAAGGCCUCCGCGCCCUCACAAAUCCUAAAGCCAUCGUAACUGACCGUUGGCCUUGGCUUAUCCAAACUGGUAUUCCGAAGCCUUUGGACUACCCGAUCCGUUCGCUUUCGCAAGGCUGGGACUUCGUGAGCGGCCUGAUUGGGCUCUUUUAUGCUGACGGAUGGCGUGGUCGCUUCCAAGGCUUGAACAAGCUCUGGUUAUCAAGAUAA